UCUGCGCUGCUCCGACACUUUUGGACUUUAAGGAUUUUGGGAUCCAUUUUAUUUUCAGUUGAAGCUGGUUCCUCUGCUUUGACCCUCCUGACCCUUCGUCUGUCUAGAGCUGUCAUGAGGCACAGCACAUCCAGUCGCCGUAAAGGGGCCACUCCCAAACGCCGCCCACCACCACCAGCCCCCAGCCCUGGGCCCCGUUCCCCCAAACGCAGAGGAGCUGCAGGAGCGCCCUCUGGAGGAACCCCGCGAAAGAGGAGGUACCGCCCAGGGUCCAAAGCUCUCAAAGAAAUCCGUAAAUACCAGAAAAGCACCGACCUGCUGCUGCGCAAAGGGCCCUUCUGCCGCCUGGUUCGUGAAGUCUGUCAGAGUUAUUCUCGAGAGUCAUAUCGGUGGCAGGUCUACGCUCUGCUGGCUCUGCAGGAGGCUGCGGAGGCGUUCCUGGUGAUGCUGUUUUCGGACGCUAACCUCUGUGCGAUUCACGCCAAACGAGUGACUCUUUUCCCACGCGACAUUCAGCUUGCCCGACGCAUCCGCGGAGUCGAGUCCCUCUGAAGAGAUGGAGGACUG
Molecule: messenger RNA, 567 nt
Organism: Periophthalmus magnuspinnatus
Lineage: Eukaryota; Metazoa; Chordata; Actinopteri; Gobiiformes; Gobiidae
Product: histone H3-like centromeric protein A
Exons: 5
Coding region: 115-552 (145 amino acids)
Cellular component (GO): nucleosome
Molecular function (GO): DNA binding; protein heterodimerization activity; structural constituent of chromatin
Source: RefSeq, a predicted model, not a curated record